This is a messenger RNA of Durio zibethinus, 1360 nucleotides long. NCBI's taxonomy places the organism in Eukaryota, Viridiplantae, Streptophyta, Magnoliopsida, Malvales, Malvaceae. The record is from RefSeq and is a predicted model, not a curated record.
GCAGCUGUGACAAUUUUUAUUGAGAGUUAAGUAUCCUACUGAAGCAAUCUCAUUGCUCAAACCAGAGGCUGGGUCAGCAUUACAUGUGAGAGUCCCACUUUAAUGCGCCAAAUCCCAGUUUUCAUUUCCUUAUUUCCCAUUUCCUUCCAUAUAUACAUGCAAGCCUACCCCGCAACCCCAGGUGUGUGUCUGUGUUUUCUCCCUCUCCGUUCACACGUCAGACAAAAAACUCGUAAUUUCGGCUUUGAAGAAACACAAGAAACAGCCACCUCAGCCAAAGGCCUUGGGGUUUAAGAGUUCUCUAUAGCCUUGCAUAAUUUACUUUUUGAAUCCAAUAUGACUAUCGAGAAAAAAUAUAUGGAUUUGGUACUAGUCCCAAUGGGGAUCUUUAUAAUGAUGGCUUACCAUCUAUGGCUUCUCUACCGAAUCGUAAAUAAUCCCACCAAGACUGUCAUCGGCGUCAACGCCAUCAACCGCCGCUUCUGGGUUCGAGCUAUGAUGGAGGACGUUUCCAAAAAUGGGAUUUUGGCAGUGCAAACGCUGAGAAACAACAUAAUGGCAUCGACUGUAUUGGCAUCGACGGCUAUCAUGCUGAGUUCCCUCAUCGCUGUGUUGAUGACGAGCGGUACUAGUAGUAGAUCGUCUUGGUUCAUAUUUGGAGACAAAAGCGACGUAGCAUUUUCUAUCAAGUUUUUCUCGAUAUUGCUUUGCUUCCUGGUGGCCUUCUUGCUCAACUUGCAGUCCAUCAGGUAUUACAGCCAUGCAAGCAUGCUCAUCAACGUGCCUGUGAAGAAGAUGUUCCAGGAUCAGCGCUACCACCAUCUCACCGCUGAAUAUGUGGCCACCACCGUGAAUAAAGGCAGCUAUUUUUGGUCUCUAGGACUUCGUGCCUUUUACUUCUCUUUCCCUCUUUUUUUUUGGAUCUUUGGGCCCCUUCCUAUGCUUUUCAGUUGCAUUUCCCUCUCUUUCAUGCUGUAUUUCCUCGAUUUUACCUUUCAAUUUGGGUGGGCCUCUGGGGUUAUCGAUGAUUACAAUGGUCACAUGCAUGAGGAAUUAGAGGAUUCAGUUCGACCGUAAUCCCUCUAAUUUCCUGUAGGAGUAUAGGAAAUGCCAGCGUCGUUUAAUCCAAGUUGAACUGAAUGGCAUGUCAUCAGAUGGAAAAUAAUGUUGUUAAAUAAGUACUGGAGCACAUGCUUUUUAGCUUUCAUUGUUAAACGAACAGGUUUUAUGAUCAGAAAUGGGUUUUAAGCCUUUUCACUUAUAAUGCUGUAUUGAAGGAAAGUUGUUCCAUAAAAGGAAUGAAAAUUGAAAGGUUUGUUUUCUUCUGUGUAUGUUAUGGAUAUCACUUCCUUUGGCAGCA